Magnolia sinica is the source of this 1760-nucleotide messenger RNA. RefSeq names its product probable lipid-A-disaccharide synthase, mitochondrial. The record is from RefSeq and is a predicted model, not a curated record. Gene Ontology annotation, biological process: lipid A biosynthetic process. NCBI's taxonomy places the organism in Eukaryota, Viridiplantae, Streptophyta, Magnoliopsida, Magnoliales, Magnoliaceae. The transcript has 8 exons. Gene Ontology annotation, molecular function: phospholipid binding; lipid-A-disaccharide synthase activity. The coding region runs from base 230 to 1696 and encodes 488 amino acids.
CUUUUCUGCACUUGAGCUUUGGAAAUGUUACAAUUUCAGGUUUAUGCCCUAAAAUGAGUUGGUAAGGACGGACGGACGGCGUGGAUUAAAAAACAUACAUCACACGGUGGGCCCCACAGAGAACGGUAUUCAGUCCCCGCAUUCUAUCAAAAUUCAAAACCCCUCAAUAAAAUACCCACACGAAGAGAGACGACAGAGGCAAGAAAACGAGUAUUUAGUGUUUGCUGAAAUGCUGAGGAAAGGAAUGCUGCGUGACAAGAAGAUCUUCUUCUUGAAGAGGAUUUUGGCUGGGAGAUCAUGUUCGUCAUCAUCAUUAUCAUGGACUGAUGGUGGGAGUGUGGUAGACAUGGCUUCCAAAGAUGGAGAGCUGAGGGUUUUCAUGGUGGCUGGAGAGGUUUCUGGAGACGUCAUUGCUUCCCGUCUCAUCUCCUCUCUCAAGCGUCUUUCUCCUUUCCCCAUCCGAUUCUCCGGCGUCGGAGGGGUUUUGAUGAGCAAGGAGGGUUUGCAAUCUCUAUAUCCCAUGGAGGAUAUCUCAGUAAUGGGCUUUUGGGAAGUGUUUCCACAUAUAAGAAAGAUUCGGAUGAGGUUAAAAGAGACAAUAGAAGCAGCUAUCCUGUUUCGGCCUCAUGUUGUAGUGACAAUUGACUCGAAGGCAUUCUCUUUCCGUUUCUUAAAGCAAUUAAGGGAUAGAUGUAUUGAACAAGGACUAGCUAGUCCUGUACAAACCCAUUAUGUUGCACCAUCAUUUUGGGCAUGGAAAGGAGGUGAGACCCGGCUCCCACGAUUAUCUGGGUAUGUUGACCAUCUAUUAUGUAUCCUUCCAUUUGAGGAGGAAGUUUGCCGGUCAAAUGGGUUAGCUGCAACUUUUGUUGGUCAUCCCACAUUGGAAGAUGCUCUAACCUUGAAUUCGGGAAAGGACCCACCAUCAGAAAAAUGGAAGGUGCAAGGGAAUGGCCAACGCUUUCGAAAUGAGCAUGGGCUAUCUUCUGGUGCUACGGUCAUCACCUUACUUCCAGGAAGCAGAUUACAAGAAGUCAAACUCAUGCUUCCCACUUUCUUAAAUACUGUGAAACUACUGAAAGACCCUUUUCCGAAAGUAACGACAGUCAUCCCUGUGGCACCCAACCAGCAUGUGGAGAGCUACAUUGACAGAACUAUUCAGACAUGGGACAUUCCCACCAUCUUGAUUUCUGGGCGGUUGCAAGACCUUAAAUUUGAUGCAUUUAAUGCAAGCAGAGCUGCAUUGACUACUUCAGGGACGGCUAUAAUGGAAUUGCAACUUGCACGGCUACCUUGUGUUGUUGCAUACCGAGCUCAUGUCCUAACCGAAUGGUUGAUUCGAUAUCAGACGAAGUUACGAUACAUGGCCCUUCCCAAUAUCCUUUUGGAUUCAGCUAUUAUCCCAGAAGCUCUUUUCCGGGCAUGCACGCCUAAGAACCUGGCCUCAUUCCUCAGCCAGGUAAUUCAUGACGGACAUCUCCGUGAACAGCAGAUCGUCACUGCUGAAAAAAUGUUUGAGCUGCUCUCUCCUUCCGAAAGAAGCAUUUGCGAUUUGGCCGCUAAGGAAGUGGGAUUGCCAUUUACUGAUUCCAGCCCGAGCAUGAUUGCAGCUUCCACCAUACUGUACUCAGCAAAAAGGAAAUGUCAAACCACACGUAAGGGCCCGUUUGUUUCGCCAAUUUCCCCGAUAAUGUAACGUAAAGAGGUCAUUAUUGCUAUUUACUUUACCUGUCUCCUGCUGUCAGAGGAAUUUAGACUUC